CCCUGGCAGAACUCUGCGCUCCUGCAUUUAAACAGCAAAGCAGGUGACAUUAGCACCGCCACUACGCCCGACUUACUUCAACACUGUCGUUCUAUACAGCCACUCAGAGUUUUCAUUGGAAUUUACAAUCUUUCAACUGCGGAGAUGUCUGAAAGGCACCAGGAUCGGCUUUGACCAAAGACACUGACAGAAUCACAAUUUGCAGGACGUACAUAUGGUUCUUCCUAACUUGGUGCAUCUGUGGUUUCAAGUGAAAGAAAAUUACCACAAGUUUAUUAAGGUCAAUAAAAAGUAUCCUUUGAUCAACUACGAGUGAAAAUAGAUGGACAAAUAUGGCUGGACUGUCUAUUGAACAUGACAAGAAGAAAAAAGACUGUGACAAAAGCACUGUGAAAUUUGCAGAUACUAAGACUCAAAAACAGAAACUGGUCUAUAAUGUUAUUCAUUAAUGUGAAAAAUGGAUAUGUUGGUCCAUUGUCGUUGUCACCGAAUACACUUGGUCCCAUGGAGAAGCGGAGCUCAAAGAUCCACUGGGCGUCCCCAGCGAGCACUGGAAAGGCCAGGAAGGAACCCGCGUGGGAAUCCCCUGAGUUGCCCGACGACCAGAGUGAGUCAUCCCUUUUCCAGCCCGCCUGGAUCGAGGUGUCACCCUUCUGAGCUGGCAGGCGGGGGUGGGCUGGCUGCUUCUCAGUCAGCAGCCCCUCCCUGCCGAGGCUCCCUCUACCCAGUCUCAACUCGGGGGCCUGUCGUCAGAAUCUCUCUCUCUCUCUCUCUCACACACACACACACACACACACACACACACACAGUGUAUUCAGGAAAAUCCUCUGAAACUGGCAGUCUGAGAGAUAUGAAAUCAUUUUCAUGCUGGAAGCAUCGCCAGGUCCUUCGAGUGGGGCUCAGCCCUGUCCGUGCCGAGGGCUGCAGACAGCCUCCUUCCCGGGAAGCAAGACCUUCGUCCAGGAAAUCUCUUCGGGAUGCAGGGUGGGUUGAGGGGGCCCUGAGCCCAGCGCUUCUGGGCUGACCCCAACGCUGGAAGGGGCUUGGCCUUGGUGGGGCUGCGGUGCUCAUGGCUGCGGCCAGCGCGACCCCUCCCGGCUCUCUGGACCUGCUGCAGCCUGGCUUCUCCAAGACUCUCCUGGGGACCAAGCUAGAGGACAAGUACCUGUGCUCGGCCUGCAGGAACGUCCUGCGCAGGCCCUUCCAGGCUCAGUGUGGCCACCGCUACUGUUCCUUCUGCCUGAGCAGCAUCCUGAGCUCCGGGCCCCAGAACUGUGCCGCCUGCGUGAACGAGGGCAUUUACGAGGAAGGCGUCUCUAUCCUGGAGAGCAGCUCGGCUUUCCCGGACAAUGCUGCCCGCAGGGAGGUGGAGAGCCUGCCGGCCGUCUGUUCCAGCGAGGGCUGCACCUGGAAGGGGACCCUGAAGGAGUACGAGAGCUGCCACGAAGGACACUGCCCGUUCAUGCUGACCGAGUGCCCGGCGUGUAAAGGCCCGGUGCGCCUGGGUGAGAAGGGGCACCACCUGGAGCACGAGUGCCCGGAGAGAAGCCUCAGCUGCCGGCACUGCAGGGCGCCCUGCUGCCUGGCUGACAUGAAGGCGCACCACCAGGUCUGCCCCAAGUUCCCUUUGACCUGCGAGGGCUGCGGCAAGAAGAAGAUCACACGUGAGAAAUUUCAGGACCACGUGAGGACAUGUGGCAGAUGCCGAGUCCCCUGCAGGUUCCACACUGUCGGCUGCCCCGAGAUGGUGGAGGGCGAGAGGCAGCAGGAGCACGAGGCGCAGCGGCUCCGGGAGCACCUGGCCCUGCUGCUGGGCGUCCUGCAGGCCGGGCCCCCCCCAGGCGACGGCCGCCCCCUCCUCGGCCAGGGCGAGCGGGGCUGGGGGGCCAGCACGCCGGGCCCGGGGGCAGCGCCCGCCACGGCGGCGGAGCUGCUGCAGCGGUGCGAGGCCCUGGAGCAGAAGACGGCCACCUUCGAGAACAUCGUCUGCGUGCUGAACCGGGAGGUGGAGCGGGUGGCCAUGACUGCCGAGGCGUGUGGCCGGCAGCACCGGCUGGACCAAGACAGGAUCGAAGCCCUGAGUAAUAAGGUGCAGCAGCUGGAGAGGAGCAUCGGCCUGAAGGACCUGGCCAUGGCCGACCUGGAGCAGAAGGUCCACGAGAUGGAGGCGUCCACCUUCGACGGGGUGUUCAUCUGGAAGAUCCCGGACUUCGCCAGGAAGCGCCAGGACGCCGUGGCCGGCCGCACGCCCGCCAUCUUCUCCCCAGCCUUCUACACCAGCAGGUACGGCUACAAGAUGUGUCUGCGCGCCUACCUGAACGGAGACGGCACCGGGCGCGGGACGCACCUGUCCCUCUUCUUCGUUCUGAUGAAGGGCCCCCACGACGCCCUCCUGCGCUGGCCCUUCAACCAGAAGGUGACCCUGAUGUUGCUGGACCAGAACAACCGGGAGCACGUGAUUGAUGCCUUCAGGCCUGACGUGACCUCGUCCUCUUUUCAGAGGCCGGUCAGCGACAUGAACAUCGCGAGCGGCUGCCCGCUCUUCUGCCCCGUCUCCAAGAUGGAGGCCAAGAAUUCCUACGUGCGUGACGACGCCAUCUUCAUCAAGGCCAUAGUGGACCUGACAGGGCUCUAGCUGCUGCCCACGGGAGUGGGGCCACUGCGCUGGGCGGGCACCUGCGAGCUCACACGCAGGGUCCGCCUCCCGGGAAGGGGUUCAGCCCAAGGCCAUCAGCGUGGGCUGUGGGCCGUGCAGGUGUGGAGCCCUCAGCCUGCAGCGGGGCGGCCGGGGCCACAGUGAGGAGCUGCUGGAGAGGAGGGACAGUCUCGGGCCCAGCUGCCGCUCCAGGGAGAGCCCUGCUGGGCCGGUCCGACCAGGCCGGCAGGUGGGGAGGGCGUCCCGUGUCCCCUGCCCUGUGGUGCGUGCAGGGCGCACGUCCAGCACCCCCCCGCCCAGCUCCCGCAAGACACGUUGGCUUCCCUGUUGGGUGUGGAGAAGUCGCUGUUAAACCCUUGAAUUUCUGCGGUGAGUGGUGUCCAUCUGGCUCUCGUCCUGGCCAUCAGUGACUCUGGCUGGGGCCUCCUGGCCUGCUGGCCUCCACGCCCUGUGUGUCGCCAGCUCCUUGAGCGGUUCCGUGGGCUCCCUGACACUGCAGGCUGGCUCGUGUGGGCCUCGGUGAAGCCAGCCAUUCUCUCUUCUGCGAUGUUACUAGCUGGGCAGCUCCUCGUCCCUCAGGCCUCCCCAGGGGCUGCCCUGGAGAGCAGGGCCACGUGCGUGCCCCCGAUUCUGGGCCUGCCCCGCCCCUCCGUGCAGGGCCCCCGGGCCUGGAAGAGUGGCCGAUGGCUUCGGCUGAGUUUGGGACCUGACAGGUGGCAUCUCCCCAGGACCAGGACUUGCCCGGCCUCCAGGUGUUUCCUCAACAGCGGCAGAGCCCGGGCAGCCUGAGCACAGGCUUGCACCUCGGCUGGACCUGGUCAGGGCCUCAGCCUGGGGGCUGCAGAAUGGGUGCGGCGUCCUGGCCGGCGGCUGGCCACACCCAGGUGCGCUAGUGACCAGGACUGGGUGCUCAAGAGCCGGGGUCCUUCCAGAGAACCUGUGACAACAUCGUCACUUACUUCUCUCUUUCGAGAAGUUAAAGAAAGGCACAGAGAAUAAUAAGCUCCGUGUGUCCGGAAUUAACAAAUGUACACGUUUUGAAUUAUGUAUUUUAAUUAAAAAGAAACAUUGCGGAAAAGUUGAAGUCCUUCUGCUUCCUUUCCCUCUCACCACCUCCUUCACUGGCCAAGGCACCGGCCUCAUGGAUUUGGAUCCGUUUCAGUUUUAAUUCUUGUCUGUGUGUGUGGUCACCCACAAGUAAGGCUGGUGUACUGAGUCCCCUGCAGACCCCUCUUCCCCUCCCCCAGGGAAUGCCUGGUGUGCCGAGCACCGCGCGGUGGGCCGGGCACAGACACAGACGGUGUCCCUCCUCCCCGUUCCCUCGGGCACGUGCCUCCCCGCGCUGCCCUCCUGACCUGGACAGAGCAUCCCCGCUGCUGCCCAUCCCAUCCCGUCCAGCCCUUGCUGCCUGUGCGUGCAGGCUUGUUGCUCCUCCAGGGUCCCUGCCUGCCGCCCGCCUGCCUGCCUACUGGGGUGUUGUUUUCCUCCUGGUCGGAGAGAGCUCCCAAUAUUCCCGGAACCUGGCCCUGGAGCACGUGCGGGCUGUGUGUGCAGGUGUGUACAGAAAUGGAGCGCUCGGACACACUCGGGUCAUGGACAGUGCCGCUGGCCACUUAGUCAAGAAGUCCCAGCCCCCCGCCCCCGCCGGGCUGACAAAUACUGUUUUCUUCUGAUGGGUUUUUUUUUUAAUUAAUAAAUUUAUUUAUUUAUUUUUGGCUGCGUUGGGUCUUCAUUGCUGCACGCUGGCUUUCCCUAGUUGUGGUGAGCAGGGACUACUCUUCGUUGCGGUGCGUGGGCUUCUCAUCGUGGUGGC
Molecule: messenger RNA, 4469 nt
Organism: Balaenoptera acutorostrata (minke whale)
Lineage: Eukaryota; Metazoa; Chordata; Mammalia; Artiodactyla; Balaenopteridae
Gene: TRAF2
Product: TNF receptor associated factor 2
Exons: 13
Coding region: 1070-2635 (521 amino acids)
Biological process (GO): regulation of apoptotic process; protein autoubiquitination; tumor necrosis factor-mediated signaling pathway
Cellular component (GO): cytoplasmic side of plasma membrane; cytosol; plasma membrane signaling receptor complex
Molecular function (GO): ubiquitin protein ligase binding; zinc ion binding; ubiquitin-protein transferase activity
Source: RefSeq, a predicted model, not a curated record